GAACAUACGGCUAUUUGUAAAAUUCGUUCCAUUAAUUCCCGUACCAUUAUUUUUCGGUGGAACAGGCUUGCAGAGUAUAGAGUUUUUAAUCAUGUACAAUAAGACAGAAGAGGUUAACACUCUGUUGUCAGCAGAGUCAACUAUUUCCCUACUGUUGACAGCAGUAUAUGCAGUGAUUGGAUGGUUGUUUGCCACUGUGUUUAGAGGAAAGGUGUCACAGAUUGACUACUGGGUACUAAUUUGGCUGGUGUAUGAUGUUCUUAUACAUAUCACAUUAGAGGGGUCAUUUGUAGUGAUCUCCCUGGUCAGUACUGUACAGGACAGUGACCAUUUUGCUGCCAUGACAUGGAAGGAGUAUGCAAAGGCAGAUGAACGCUGGGGUAUAUCUGAUCCAACCAUUGUUUCCCUGGAAAUUCUCACCGUAACCAUAGUUACCCUGUUUGCUAUAAUGUUGAUAUAUGCCAUUAUAGAAGGACGGUAUUACAGACACUUCCUGCAGAUAAGUGUAUGUGUCUGUGAACUAUA
Molecule: messenger RNA, 525 nt
Organism: Ruditapes philippinarum (Manila clam)
Lineage: Eukaryota; Metazoa; Mollusca; Bivalvia; Venerida; Veneridae
Product: emopamil-binding protein-like
Biological process (GO): sterol metabolic process
Cellular component (GO): membrane; endoplasmic reticulum
Molecular function (GO): cholestenol delta-isomerase activity
Source: RefSeq, a predicted model, not a curated record